AUGGCGUCCUCCAAUCACAUGGGCCAACUGGCGAUACACCGUUUCUACGGAUUAGCUCUCCUGAGCUUAAUGUUCUCCGCCGUGGCCUCCGGGGAGAAUGCGGUCUCUUUGCAGUGGAGCAGUCGGCAUCUUCUAACGAAAUCUAUCGGGGGCGACUUCCCGUUUUGCAAACUGUCAUACACGGGCGCGUACCCGGUAAUGGCCGGCACGAGGCACUGCUUCAUGGUUCGACAUGUGGGUUGCACCACGAACACGACGUGCUGUGCGGCGUUGCAACGCAACGUGCACAAGAUAUCCUUUUCCGUUGGUGCGAGAUGUUUGAAGCCGGUCACGAGUCAGGUGGAGAUCAACGGCCGCAAGUGGUCCAGCUGGUCCACCGUGUCCACGGUGGACGGCGAAGCGGGGAACGGAUACAAACGGUACGGUAAUGUUCGGAUACGAUGUCCGUAUCUACGACAUGCAAUUCAAUGCCACCACGUUUCCCGGCACUUCCAUCUGCAUGACAACCAAGGAGCCCUGCGCCAGCAUCCAGCAGCUGUGCGGCACCACGACAGGAACGUGCAACCCCCAUCCAACAUCGCCAGGCCUGUCAACACCUUCUUCUCCAGCCCCGAGAACUGCAGUCGGACAUCAAGCAUCAUUAUUUCAAACUUCACCGCCGCGCUAGAGGCCGCUGGCGUCUCAAUCCGGCAACCGUUUACCUGGAAUUGCACCGGAAACUACGAGCCCGGCAAGUCAAUUCUGCCGCGGCUCUUCGUGUGCGGCUUAUAUGAUGUUCCAGCCAACCGCACUAUCUUGGAGGAGGCCCUGCGCAACGUGACGGCGAGCUGGGUUGCAUUUGUAAUAGGCACACCCGUGGUUCUCGGACAGAAGGACCGUGCUGAAUGCCCUGUGGGUCUUGACGGAUACGCUUUCGAAGGCGCGUUGGAUUCGGGGAUUAACGCUGACCCCCGGUGCCCCUAUGGUUCCUCGAUAAUAAACUGUACCGAACGGUAUGCGCCUUUUCCCCCGUCGCCAUUGCCACCGCUACCGCCGCCGUCGCCGGUGCCUGUGAAGACGCACAACUGCUCCCAGGCCACCAAAAAUGUGCCUUAUUACCUCGACAAGAUCGAGACAUACAACACCACGGACAGGAGCGGGCAACGGCUGGUCGCUAUGUGUACAACGAUUCAAGAGAUGGACUGCAAUGACGACUCCAAAUGUUGCGGCAUGGAUGCGGCCAAGGUUGAGGUCAUUAUGAAGCCCUCAUGCCAGGAUGCCCUCCGUAGCAUCACCGUCAACGGAAAGGAAAUUGCUUACAGCCGAAGCUUCUACACGGGCUUUACAGCGCUCAAGUUUGUGAAGCUGUUGACCUUGGGCGACCCCACAGCCAUGCGACUUUGCUGGUACGCCUCGCCUGGACCAUGCGCUAGCCCUGGGGGCUUCUGCUACAACAAUCGGUGCCAGGCAAGCAUCUUCUCAUCGGACAACAAGUGCUGUCCUACCUACAUGCUCUAG
This is a messenger RNA of Volvox carteri f. nagariensis, 1497 nucleotides long. RefSeq lists its product as uncharacterized. The record is from RefSeq and is a predicted model, not a curated record. The coding region runs from base 1 to 1497 and encodes 498 amino acids. NCBI's taxonomy places the organism in Eukaryota, Viridiplantae, Chlorophyta, Chlorophyceae, Chlamydomonadales, Volvocaceae. The transcript is spliced from 12 exons.